AUGAAGCUGCAUCUCGACAUCUUUGGAUGCUCCAGCAAGACAUGCAAGAGUGCUGUCAAUCGGUUCAGUCUUCAUCUACCAAACCUCGAAUGGUCAGAGGUCAAAGCCCUGCCGCCUCCCUCAUAUCCUGAAGAAUCUCCUGGACGUCGGGAUGAGAAUCCUAGGAAUCCGCGCGUCCAGGAGAUCCAAACGAGCCCUAACAUUCGCGGAAUCUCAUGGAACAUCUGGGGUUGGACCCCUCUUUCACCUGUGUACCACCCUUCGUCCGGUACCGCUCUGGUCAACAUUAUCAUUCAAAGCAUCAUUCAAAGCCUUGCCACGGGUUUCGUCGGUACAGACCAUUCCACUUUUAACCUUGGAGAGGAUUUGGGCUCUGAGCCGCACCAGAAAAAUAAAAUGAUGCUAUAG
This is a messenger RNA of Coprinopsis cinerea okayama7#130, 408 nucleotides long. RefSeq lists its product as hypothetical. The coding region runs from base 1 to 408 and encodes 135 amino acids. The record is from RefSeq and is a predicted model, not a curated record. Lineage: Eukaryota; Fungi; Basidiomycota; Agaricomycetes; Agaricales; Psathyrellaceae. The transcript has a single exon.